GGAGCAGCACUUGUUUCGUUUAUGGCCGUGAGAUUUUAACGAAAUUGCUCUUUGGUUUUUGCAGCCUUGCGAUAUAAAAGGAUGUCGAUGGGACCAUUAAAGGCUCAGAAGCGGUUUCGACCUGGUAGCGAGUAGUUUGCCCAGAGUUAUUUCAGUGUCUAGUUCUCAAAAUGUUGCGUCUCUUGAUGUUGCCCCUCUUCCUGUUCACCCUGUCGAUGGCUUGCAUGGGCCAGACAUUUCAAUAUUCUCGCGGCUGGACCAAUGGUAAACGUGCUCCGCCUGCAACAGUUGUAGGCAAUGGCCAUAAUCUCGGCCUAUUGGAUCUCUACGAUAUUCCAAGCGCACCCACUGAUCGUCGAUUGGAACGUUGUCUUGGGCAUCUGCAGCACUUUGUGGGCAACAAUCUGUUGCAUCGUUCGUUUGCCAAUGGAUUGGCCUAUGAUGCCAACAGACCCGACUUGGAUGCCCCAGUUCGCAGUGGCAACAUUCGCACUAGAGCUAAUGCCAAUGCCAAUGGCAAUAAUAAUGAUAACAACUUGUAUGGCAACUCCAAUCAUCAUCAAUCAAGUGAACUCUAUGACGCACUCAAUGCGGCUGUGGCAGCCUCUUCUUCUGCUGGUGAUUCUGUGGAACCUGGUGAUUAUGGCAAGCAUUAGAGGCGUUCAAAUUGGGAAUUGGUUAAACAAAUUAUAGUUGUUAUUAGCAAGAAAUGCUACAAAAAAAAUUUAAAAAAAAAAAUGUAAAUGAUAAUUAAAAGUGAAAUAUAUUCUGGCUACUAUUACAAGUGAUAGAACAUAACUUUACAAUAAUAAAGCAUGAAAUUUUAUAGUUCAAUUAAAUGUAUACAAAUUGUAGUUUUAGCAUUCACACUUACUUUGGAAUUUCAAUCACAUUUUUCAUACAGCUUCAAUCAACCCUUAAGGUCAAUUGGCAAUCAGCAAAUGCAUUCCGCUUUAAGAGCAUGCUCAAAUGUGGGGCGGGGUUUCAGUACCAUUGAGAAUUGACAAUCGCUAGCUUGCGCAUUAAGAUGAUAGUAAAAUACUUGGGCAACCGCAAGUUAUUUUUGUCUUGACUUAAUUAAAAUGUUCUGAGCUUAGUGUGGCUUAAAUAUAGUUACCAAAGUCAUUAAAAAUCUUAAAUUUCUUUCAUGACUAUUACGCCAAGCGGUUGAGCCAUAAAAAUACAUGAAGGCAUAGUAGC
Molecule: messenger RNA, 1200 nt
Organism: Drosophila nasuta
Lineage: Eukaryota; Metazoa; Arthropoda; Insecta; Diptera; Drosophilidae
Gene: Crz
Product: Corazonin
Exons: 3
Coding region: 171-656 (161 amino acids)
Biological process (GO): positive regulation of heart contraction
Molecular function (GO): corazonin receptor binding
Source: RefSeq, a predicted model, not a curated record